UCCGCUUGGCUUCGACGGGACGAGUCCGCUCAGAGAUCCAUGAAAUACGUCCUGGCGGUGAACAAAAAUACCACGUGUCCAAGAUGAUUGCGAGUUUGUUCCUGGUAUUGGCUGCCGUUUGUGUUACUGCAGGAGAAUAUGAGUUAUCUGAUUAUGCAAAUCACCCUUGUAUUCGUGAGUGUGUGGAGGGAGCGCCCCCUAUGACCUGCGUCUACAACUUCACAGUAGAAUACUACUACGUCCUGUCCAAAGCCUGCUACGACUGCCCGUACAACAUCACCGACUGCUUCAGGCCGCACUGUGUGGCUGCCGACGGCGUGGGGAGGGGCAUCAUCACAGCCAACAGGAUGCUACCAGGACCUGCUAUACAAGUGUGUCACAACGACAUGAUCAUCGUCAACGUCCACAACAAGCUGGAGGGAUCGGAAGGAACGACCAUCCACUGGCACGGCGUCCUCCAGAAGGGUUCCCAGCAUCACGACGGCGUCAGCAUGAUUACCCAGUGCCCCAUCACACCUCACUCCACCUUCCAGUACAAGUUCAAGGGAGGUAACCGGGGCACUCACUUCUGGCACGGCCACGCUGGCACGCACCGCUCUGACGGGCUGUUCGGGGCACUGGUCAUCCGGGAACCUCUGUCACGUGAUCCAGCCUCGCACCUGUUUGACCAUGACCUUCCAGAACACACCAUGAUAGUACACGACUGGCUGGUGGAGUUGACGAUCAACAGAUUCGCCGGCCACCAUCACGCAGGCUAUGACAACAAACCGGCGUCUAUGCUCAUCAAUGGCCGUGGAACGUUCCGUGAGUUUCCGAUUCCAAACACCAACCAGACCACCCACACCCCUCUCGCUGUGUUCAACGUCCAGAAGGACCGGAGGUACCGCUUCCGGGUCAUCAGCAACGGCAUCAUGAGCUGCCCCAUCCAGGUCUCUGUUGACCACCACGACAUCAUCAUGAUCGCCACCGAUGGGGUACCACACGACCCCAUCGUUGUCAGCUCCUUUAACGUGUUCGCAGGAGAAAGGUUUGACUUCAUACUGGACGCUGAUAAGGGUGUCGGUAACUACUGGAUUCGAACUCGAGGACUGGGGCUUUGUGGUGCGAAGUCAACGAAACAGGUGGCCAUCUUGAGGUAUGAGAACGCCACGGAGACCCAGCCAAGUGGACCUACUGACUACGACAGUGGGCGGAGAAACGGGAAGCUGUUGAACCCCUGGAACGAGAAGGGCGGCCCUGGCCGGACCCCCGUGUCGUUGCUGAACACCACCCUGGCAGACCCCCUCCACAUGAAACAGGUGCCCGAUAAGAAGUUCUACGUUGCAAUGGACUUCAACAAGUUAGACAACUAUAAGUUCAAUCACGAAGAGUUAUACCCCUUGACUGCCGUCAGCCGGCAUAUGAAACUCUAUGUGCCACAGUUGAAUCACAUCACCAACAUUCAACCACCGUCCCCGCUUCUGUCACAGUACGGAGAUAUACCCAAGGACAUGUUCUGUGGUCCGCACGACACCAGGAACUGCCGCCGGGAGUACUGUGAGUGUAUCCACGUCAUCAAGGUCGACCUAGACGACACCGUGGAGAUGGUGCUCAUUGACGAGGGCGUCACCUUCAACGCCAACCACCCGAUGCAUCUACAUGGCCACCACUUCCGGGUGGUCGCUAUGGACAAGCUCAACAAGUCUACAUCUUUACGGGAGAUCAAGCAGAUGGACGAAGCUGGCCUGAUAGAAAGGAAUCUAGAAACACCUGUAGCUAAAGACACUGUCACUGUUGCUGAUGGCGGCUACACAAUCAUCAGGUUUCACGCUGAUAACCCGGGCUUCUGGCUGCUGCACUGCCACAUCGACUUCCACAAGGCAAUCGGGAUGGGCCUCAUCGUGCAGGUGGGGGAACUGAACCAGAUGCCCCGACCCCCCAAACACUUCCCCCGGUGUGGGAACUGGGAGUACACGGGGGAGGAGGAGGGGGAGGGGGAGGGGGAGAGAGGGACGCCCAGAUGCCCCGUCAAUGGAGCUGGACGCAACCAGGGAGAUACCUGCCUGUUGAUACCUGCUACUCUGUCAGCUGCCAUAUUUAGCAUCCUGUGCAUCAGACGUUCUAUGUAAACUUAACAAUACUUAAACUAUUUAUAGGCGCGGUCGGGUAGACUA
Messenger RNA from Haliotis rufescens (red abalone), 2153 nucleotides. Its product is annotated as laccase-like. The transcript is spliced from 10 exons. The record is from RefSeq and is a predicted model, not a curated record. Bases 84 to 2108 code for a protein of 674 amino acids. NCBI's taxonomy places the organism in Eukaryota, Metazoa, Mollusca, Gastropoda, Lepetellida, Haliotidae. Gene Ontology annotation, cellular component: plasma membrane. Gene Ontology annotation, molecular function: copper ion binding; oxidoreductase activity. Gene Ontology annotation, biological process: iron ion transport.